Messenger RNA from Phytophthora sojae, 4266 nucleotides. RefSeq lists its product as hypothetical. The transcript has 2 exons. Gene Ontology annotation, molecular function: RNA binding; RNA helicase activity; ATP binding. Gene Ontology annotation, biological process: nuclear-transcribed mRNA catabolic process, 3'-5' exonucleolytic nonsense-mediated decay. Gene Ontology annotation, cellular component: Ski complex. The record is from RefSeq and is a predicted model, not a curated record. Bases 1 to 4266 code for a protein of 1421 amino acids. NCBI's taxonomy places the organism in Eukaryota, Oomycota, Peronosporomycetes, Peronosporales, Peronosporaceae.
AUGGCCCCUCCAGCGGUGGAGCGCAUCUUGGCGGAGCUGUCGCGGCUGAACGAGGAGGCCGCAUCCAGCGCCACUCCGCCCUCUCCCUCUCCAUCGGCCAAUGCAGCUCUGGACCAAUUCUCCGUCCUCUCGGCGUCCUCCUGCGCCCCCGAGGCGAAGGAGCUGGAGGCUGUAGCGCACCCGCUCUUCGCGUUGGAGCGGCUGGGGCCGUUCCCUCGCGGCUGGGGCGACUCCGACGUCCCCCAGAGCCGCCUGUUGGCGCAGAUGCCCAUGUCUGCGCCGCGACAGGAGCUCGUCCCGCAGCGCGCGUCCAUCGUCAAGAGCCCCCUGAAGAUCCGGUACGAGUUCCGGCCCGUGGACGUGUCCAGGAGCGGCGCAGACGCCGGAUUCAGUAGUGCACUGACCAAGCAGGACGAGUACGCGCGCGGCAAGAUGAGCAACAAGCCCUUCUCCCCGGGCGGAGACUCAUUGGCUGAGCUGCAGACGGAGACGCAGCAAGACGAGAUGACGCCCAUGCAGAGGCUGCUCACGAAGCAGGAGGAGCAGGACAGGAACCGGCUCGUGUUGGAGCGGGAAGAGGAGCUGGACGAAACGUUGCUCGAGAGCUUGGUGUUCGACGUUCCUGGUAUCAAUGGAUGCUUGACGGCGGAGGAUGCGAGGAAGGUCGAGGCGCAGGAGCAGCAGCAGGUUGUGCAGGAGGUGGAGACGGUCGGCGUGAACCCCAAAUCGCUGCUGAAGCCCUACAUUGAAGCGGUGGCGGACAGGGACCACGUCGCGGCGAUCAGGAGCGCCGUGCUGGAUGAGAAGGCGGCGAACGCCAUGAGGCAGAACGAUGACAACACGACGGUCGUACUGGAUCAACUGCUGCGCGAGAUGGAGGACGAUGGGGAACUCAUGGAAUUGGGCUUUUCGGUCGAAGAUGACGAACAGGACGCGAAGGGGGAUGGAAGUGGGGAUAGCACAGAGGCUGGGAGCAGCGCAGUGGCAGUGGGCGCUGAUCCGAAGAUUGGUAAGGCUGCAGAAGGAGCCUCCGAAGCUGAUGGUAGCGUUGAGGAUCCGGAGAUGGAGCUGGAGUCGAUCCUGGAUUCGGCAUCCGAGUCAACAGCGCUCACCUUACAGAAGCGAACGAGCCCGACGUCCGAGUGGGCCAGCAUGGCGAGUGUCGAUGUGCGCAACUUCCACGAGAAGGUGCCGGAGAUGGCCAUGAAGUACGACUUCGAGCUGGAUGUGUUCCAGAAGGAGUGUGUCAUCCAUCUCGAGCGGCACGAGUGCGUGUUUGUGGCAGCACAUACCUCCGCAGGCAAGACGGUGAUUGCAGAGUACGCGAUCGCGAUGUCUCAGAAGCACAUGACUCGCACCAUCUACACGUCGCCCAUCAAGGCGUUGUCGAACCAAAAGUACCGCGACUUCCGUACCAAGUUCGGCCCCGACAAUGUUGGCCUUAUUACUGGCGAUGUCAGCAUCAACCCGGAGGCGAGUUGCCUCGUCAUGACGACUGAGAUCUUGCGUUCAAUGCUGUAUCGGGGUGCUGAUAUUAUCCGCGACAUCGAGUGGGUUAUCUUUGAUGAGAUUCACUACAUCAACGACAGCGAGCGCGGAGUGGUGUGGGAGGAAGUGAUUAUCAUGCUUCCCGAGCAUAUCGGCAUGGUGUUCCUCUCGGCAACCACGCCGAACCACUUGGAGUUUUCCGACUGGAUUGGACGCACGAAGAAGCAGAAGAUUCACGUGAUCUCUACUUACAAGCGGCCCGUGCCCCUCCAGCACUUCCUCUAUGCUGGCAAGGAAUUAUUCAAGCUGUACGAUGCCACCACUGGAUACCUACCGAAUGCCCACGGUGCAGCCAAGGCCAAAAUUUUCCCUGCGUCGGAUAAGUCGAAGGCUGGAGGUCGAGGCGGAAGAGCUGUGGCUCGCGGUGGCGGUAGCAGCGCCAAUGCACGUACCCUUCGUACAUCUGGAGGAGACCAAGGUGAGUGGACCAAGCUGAUCAACACUUUGAAGGACAAGUCUCUGCUCCCGGUGGUCGUGUUUGCUUUCAGCAAGCGGUUGUGUGAGGAGAGCGCGAACAAGCUGGCGAAGCUUGACCUCAGCACCCCGUCAGAGAGAUCAGAGAUCCAUCUUUUCCUUGAGACGAGUGUGCAGCGACUCCAGGGAUCAGACCGCGAGCUCCCACAGGUGCUGAUGAUGAAGGAAAUGCUCAAGCGGGGAAUUGGUGUGCACCACGGAGGUCUCCUCCCUAUUAUCAAGGAGAUGGUAGAAAUACUGUUCGGUCGCGGUCUUGUGAAGGUGCUGUUUUCGACUGAAACGUUUGCCAUGGGUGUGAAUAUGCCUGCGCGUACGGUGGUGUUUAACGGCAUUCGUAAGCAUGACGGCAAGAACUUCCGCGAUCUUCUGCCCGGGGAGUACACGCAAAUGGCUGGCCGAGCGGGUCGUCGUGGUCUUGAUUCCGUUGGUACCGUCAUCAUCGCGUGCUGGAACGAUGUCCCCGAACCCACUUCAUUGAGGACAAUGUUGGCAGGAAAGGCGACGUCUCUCUCUAGUCAGUUCCGUCUGACUUACAACAUGAUCUUGAACCUCCUACGAGUGGAGGUACUGACGGUGGAAGACAUGAUGAAGCGCUCGUUCUCGGAGUUCCACACUCAAAAGGCGCUGGCGUCGAAGAAUAUCCCUAAGCUGAUCCAAAAGGGCAAGACGUUGCACCAGCAGCUGGAACGGUCACUCGUAGAGGACUACCCGCACCUCGAGGCUAGCGGCGAGCUUGCACAGAUGCAGGAAUUCUACCAGCUGAAGCGUGAAAAGCGUGAACUGGAGAAAAAGCUGACCAAGUGGCUCCUGACAAACAAUAUCCAAGCAGCUAAAAGUGCGAUAGCACCGGGCCGAGUCGUGAUUUUGAACGUCAAGGGCCUUUCGUCCGACCAGUUGGCGCUGGUCGUACGUACCAACUCUGCUAUGGUUAGCGAGGGAGGGACUGCUCGGUCGAAGCUUUCGUUUGAAACCGAGCUUCAGAGCUCAAGCUCUACCGACACAAGCCACAAGGGAGUAUUCAAGUCGAUUAUGGUGAUCACUCUCUGUCCGGAUGACUACGAACCUCCUAAGGUAGAGGUGGCAUCGACCACGAAGAAGAACCCUGACACACUUUUCGGAGGAGGACGCAUGCUUCGCAGCAAGAAGGACGACGACGACGACCGCAUGUUUGGGCGGAUGGGCAAGAAGGGCAAGUCUGAAAGUCAAGAAACCAGUGAGCUCUCGGCGCCAUCAACUGCUACGCUUCUAGGAAGGAAGUACGCCGUGCUGGAGGUGCCUGAGAGCUGCGUUGAAAGCGUAACCUCCGUCGUAGCCUCAAGCGUUAACACCAAGACACUCGUGGCUUCAUCGUCGAAGAAGGAGCUCGCCAGCAGCAUUGAAUUCCUGGCACAGCUGGAGAAGGAUACAGCUACAACACAGAAGGCUGCGAUCGCGUACGUCGACUUGAUGGGCGAGCUUAAGGUUAAUGAUCUGGAAGUCGCGACGGGCUACACGCAGUGGCAGCAGAUGCACUCGAUGGUGGUCAGUCAUCCGUGUGCCACUGAUUCGCCGUCGGUGUCUCGUGUCAUGGGUAAAGUGGAAAAGAUCUUCAAGUUGAAGGCGUAUUUAGUGCGGAUGACGCGUGAGUUGUCGAACGAUUCGCUUUCGCUCUUCCCGGAUUUCCAGCAGCGACUGAGUGUGCUGAAGCGGCUCGGGUACAUUUCCAAGGACGGCGUCGUGCAGGUUAAGGGUCGAGUGGCGUGCGAGAUCAACACCUGCGAAGAGCUCGUGUUGACGGAGAUGAUAUUUGAGAACGUGCUGGCGAACCUGGAGCCCGAGGAGAUCGUGGCUGUGCUCUCUGCGCUGAUCUUCCAGGAGAAAUCACAGUCCGAGCCUACGUUGACCCCAACGCUGGAAAGUACCCGCGAGGUGGUCAAGAACAUCGCUGAGUCCCUUGGAUUGAUCCAGCUCGAGCAGCACCUAGAGAUCGACCCUGCAGUGUAUUGCAAGGGAGCUCUCAACUUUGGUUUGAUGGAGGUUGUGUACGAGUGGGCGCGGGGUAUGCCGUUCAAGCAGCUGUGCGAGCUCACGGACGUGCAGGAAGGUUCGAUUGUGCGCUGUAUUACGCGUUUGGACGAAGUUUGUCGCGAGGUGCGCAACGCUGCUCGUGUCAUCGGUGAUCCGCAGCUGUACCGCAAGAUGGAGGUCGCCUCCGAGGCGAUCAAGCGAGAUGUCGUGUUCGCCAGCAGCUUGUACCUAUCCUAA